This is a messenger RNA of Triticum turgidum subsp. durum (durum wheat), 597 nucleotides long. Lineage: Eukaryota; Viridiplantae; Streptophyta; Magnoliopsida; Poales; Poaceae. The record is from the annotation of a GenBank genome assembly.
AUGGAGGUGCUUGACCUUUCCCGUAACCAAUUGGUCGGCACUGUCCCAUCAUGGAUUGGUAGGCUUGACCACCGUUGCUACUUGGAUCUCUCCAACAAUACAUUGGUUGGCGAGGUACCCAAGAGUUCUAAGGGCCUCAACACUACUAGAUGUUCACCGGACAUUGAUUUCACUAACAUGUCACUGUAUCUGAAACGUAGCGGAAGAAGUAGACAUCGCCGACAACAUAAACAUGCCCCAAAUGUCAUAGCUGGGACCAACAACAUUGUCAGAUCUGGUAGCAACAACGUUCUGGCUGGGAACGACAACACUAUAAUUUUUGGGAAUGACAACGCCGUAUCUGGGAGCUACCAGGUCGUAUAUGGGAAUAACCAUGUCGUAACUGGGAGCAACCAUGCCGCAUCUGGGAGCAACCAUGCCGCAUCUGGGAGCUACCAUGUCGUGAUUGGGAAACACAAUAUCAUAUCCGGGACUCACAAUGACGUAGGUGGGAGCAAAAAUAUCGUAUCCGGUAGUAAAAAUGUUGUAUCUGGGAGCCAUAAUACCGUGUCCGGGAAGAACCAUUUCGUAACUGGGCACAACAAAGUCGUAACCUGA